This is a messenger RNA of Haliaeetus leucocephalus (bald eagle), 2424 nucleotides long. RefSeq names its product peroxisomal biogenesis factor 11 gamma (gene PEX11G). NCBI's taxonomy places the organism in Eukaryota, Metazoa, Chordata, Aves, Accipitriformes, Accipitridae. Gene Ontology annotation, cellular component: peroxisomal membrane. The transcript has 5 exons. Gene Ontology annotation, biological process: peroxisome fission. Bases 1 to 711 code for a protein of 236 amino acids. The record is from RefSeq and is a predicted model, not a curated record.
AUGGCGGCGGCCGCGCUCAACGGCCUAGUCGCCGUGUUGGAGACCUACCGCGGCCGCGACCGGGUGGUCCGGGCUCUCUGUUAUGGCUGUCAGCUGGCGGGCGGAGCGCUGGCCGGGCCUCAGGCCUCGCCAUCCGGGCUGCCCGGGAGUCUCCUGGUCGUGUCGGCCCAGCUGAGCGCCUGCCGCACGGCCCUGCGCCUCUUCGACGAUUUCGCCAUGCUCAGCUACAGCUGUGGUUACGGGCUGGGCCCCAAGGACGAGGACGGCCUGGUGAGGGGGCUUUCGGUGCUCUGCAACUUGGCCAACCAACUCUACUACCCCUGUGAGCAUGUUGCGUGGGCGGCCGAUGCUGGCAUCAUCCGUGUCGGCUCUCAGAAGUGGUGGACUGUGAGCACAGCACUCUGGGCCUUCUCCCUGCUUCUGGGUGUCCUGCGAUCCCUGAGAAUCUUGUUCCAGUUAAGAAGAAAGCUGAGGCAGCACAAGUGCACAUCUUCGCCUCUGAGUCGAAAGGAAAUGAAAGCCCAAGUGAAGGCUGAAGUUUUGAGCAUCCUCACCGACAUGGCAGAUCUCUGCAACGCAAUCCACUGGCUGCCUCCGGGAUUUCUUUGGGCCGGACGCUUUCCUCCAUGGUUAGUAGGUCUCCUGGGGACCAUAUCUUCCCUGAUUGGUAUCUACCAAGCAUCUAGAGGAGGAAAUUCUGAAGCUGUAUAAACCAUAAUUAAGCUUCAGGAGCCCAAUUUCUACAUGGUAAAAAUGCCUUUAGUGAGGCAGGGUGUAUUUUAACUUGCUUGGGUGUUGACAACUGUAAUUUCACGCAUCCUGUAACUGGGAUUAUAGUCAAGGUGUCUAUUACAGCGAGGAUUGUUUACGGUUAACACUUUUUAUUAUUCUUCAUCAGAGAAAUCUUUCAGGCGAAUCCUCUGAAAAUCAAGAAAUCUUCUAGGACUGGUAAAAUAGAGGGGAAAAAAGUCACUUCUAUCCUUCCUUCCUCUGUCCCAAAAGAUAAAUGCAACCCUCCAGUCUUUGCUGUCACUUAAAAGAGCACAAAGUCAGCGUUAAGUGGAGAAAUGGCCACAGUUCUGUCACACAAAACUGCUAAGGGAUGGAUCCAGUGAGUUCGAGCUCUGGGCUCAGCGCUUGGUGCCUCCUCUGAACCAGGGAGGUGACCCGUAUCGUGGAAGUUUCUCCGUCAGAGAGAUGUUGGUGUUUGAGCCGAGCAGAUCCCCCAAGCGCAAACAGGAGCAAGCGGUUAUUUGGUUUGUGACGGUUGUGUUUCUUUAGAGAUGAGAGGGGAAAGAAGUAGCAGCUGUAAGCAGUGCCUUGCAAAGCUUUUUGUAGUCUGUGUUGCUCAUUUAAGGAGAAAUACUGGAAGUUGAGACUUGUGGCGUAAAGGAGAAGCAGCACUGAGCCUCCAGCUGUGCCUUUACGGAACGCCACCGGGUGGAGCUCUUCCACCAGGCUCUGGGCAGCAGCCAACGGACUUGUUUUUUUAAAAAAAAAAACCAGCACAUUUAUUAAUCACUUUUCAAAGGACCAGUCGAACCAAUGCCAAGAUGAGUUUUACAGUUAUAUUUCUAGGUGGUGCCAGUAAUAAAUGAGACGAACGCUUCAAAGGUGGCCUUGAGUGAUCAGUCCUUCUGAUAACAGGGCAAAUGUUCUUUAUCUGGUUCUAGAAAGCUCCAAACAGUGCCUGGGUGACAGAAAACGUUUGUGCUGCGUUAGCUGCAGCUCCCCAUCUGUUACCAGCCUUCCUUCUCCUGAAAUAAUUCAGAGCACCUGACUAACUGUCACAAAAAUGCAUCUUUUGAAAACAGUUCUGCUUAGUCUGCGCUGUGCCCGUGCUCCCUGUAACGCAGUACGGCGCACACCAUGUUUCCAGGAGAUUUGACCUCUUUGUUUUUUUGUUGUUAUUGUUGUUUUUGGCACGGACGCAGGAAACUAUCUCCUGCCUCUGCUCAAAGAGCAGAGCGAGGUCUUGAUAUGCUUUAUCCUUUGCCCUGUCCUUGCUGUUUUUCUGGACCUUCACCCCGUGAAGUGUCCCAGAGGACGCCUUCCCGACUCUGCUCAGAAUUUGGUGUCAGAUUUACAGGUUUUGGUACAACUCGGAGUGUGGGCAGGCAUUAUCUGGAAGAGACUCUCUUUUUUCCUCUAGUCACGCCGCAGGUCUUGUGCCCAAAGAGGCAGAACACCCGGGUCCUGCUGCUUGGGAACAGCUGUAGCUACUGCCCAGUCCUGUCACCCGCUGCGGUGGCUCCUGCUGCAAUUUAGUGGUUUUUUAGUAAGAAAUCGGAUUCCAUCUCUUUGUAUUCUUAACCCCGUGAAACCAUUCCUUCAGAACACGCUCUCCUGCUUAGCGUGGGACAAGGUGUAGCUAUAGCGAUUUAAGAAAAGCCCAAAUAAGCACACCUCCAAUGCCAAAGCUCU